Aspergillus caelatus is the source of this 1681-nucleotide messenger RNA. Its product is annotated as nucleoporin FG repeat-containing protein. The transcript has 3 exons. The record is from RefSeq and is a predicted model, not a curated record. NCBI's taxonomy places the organism in Eukaryota, Fungi, Ascomycota, Eurotiomycetes, Eurotiales, Aspergillaceae. Gene Ontology annotation, molecular function: structural constituent of nuclear pore. Gene Ontology annotation, cellular component: nuclear pore. Gene Ontology annotation, biological process: nucleocytoplasmic transport. Bases 126 to 1550 code for a protein of 474 amino acids.
UUUCCUUUAACUAAUUUUGGGAGAGUUGCCUCCUGUAUUGAGAUCGGCUGAGACUUUUCGGUUUCCUACAAUAUUCCGUCUUCCGACCCACCCCUUUGCUCGAGUAGCACGCAUUCCCUUCCAUAAUGUUCUCCGCAAAACCUGCGGGCGGCGGCCUUUCCAUAAACACCAAUUCUGCCAAUUCUCUAUUUGGCGGGGCUAAUACGCAGACAACUUCCUCCACAACUACACCAGGAACGACGAGCACGACAUCGGGCCUUUUCGGUAACCUUGGAAGCUCUACAGCACAAUCCAAGCCUGGGACGGGUCUGUUCGGCAACGCGACUAGUGGAACUACACAGCAGAAUCAGUCUUCCGGGACAAAUAUGUUUUCAGGCUUAGGCGGGCAACAAAGUAAUACUGGGGGCGGCGGAUUGUUUGGAAACUCCACAGCGACUACUUCCCAACCACAAUCUGGAGGCCUUUUCUCAGGAACUGCAAAUGCAAACACAGCGCAGAGUGGCACAACUGGCGGAGGUUUGUUCGGGGGUGCUUCUACCGCACAGACUCAAUCGAAACCCCUAUUCGGUGGUUUGGGAACGUCUACUAACACUGGUGGAUCGCUAUUCGGCGGUGCGAACCAAAACAACACGCAACAACAGCAGCAAGCUCAAAAGCCUACUUUAUCUUUGUUUGGAAACCAAAAUACCACAACACAGCAACCAGCACAGCCGACUGCCGCAGCCGGUACGGUAGUCCCAGGGGUCAAAGUGGACUUGAGCAACCUUCUACCGACGACCAAGUAUGAGAGCUGUGCCGACGAGAUCAAGAAGGAGCUUGAGGUAUUUGACAAUUACGUUCUUACGCAAAUCAAGAUGUGCAACGAAGUGGGAAACAUGAUCCCUAGCAUUGCUGCCCAGGGAGAAUCUAUUCCGAACGACGUGGAGUUUGUCCAAGGGAAAUUGGAAACAAUGCAACACGCCCUCGAAAACGAUGCCAGCGACAUUGAUCAGUUACGGAAUCUUGUGGCUCGUGAUGCCGCUGAAGCACAGGUGGGCUUCCGAGCAAUCGAUACCCUCAAGCUACCUUUGCAGUUCCAACCUGCAGGGGGCUCUGGAUGGUGGUCUGUUCAAGACCAAAAGUUGUCCGAUCGACAAUCGUUGCGGUCGACACGCAAGAACACUUUGGCUCUUCCCGACGAUGUCGAAGGCGAUGCUUCCACAACCGUCAAUGGAGUACCAGUUAACCUUGUCGAUUAUUUCUCUCAACGUUCUGACGAGAUGGGGACCGUCCUCGAACGUUACAAGCAGAACUUGAAAGAGAUUGAAGACCACCUUCAUGGCGUUGAGGCUACCCUGGAGAGGCAGAUCCACGAAUUCGUGACAUCUCGCAGCCGCGAUGGAGCCGUUUCGGGGACACCCAAAUCGGUACUGAAUGAUCUUGCCGUUGUGCUUGGGGACGUUGAGGCUGGUAUCUUGGGCGUUGCCAGUCGUCUCGGGGGAGUUACAGAACAAGUUCAAGAAGUGGUGCUGGGACCGCCAUCUCUCGGCGAGGGUAGACUCAACUUGUAAUGAAUCAAUCCUUUUCUGGCAAUGUAUAAUAUAAUGAAGCUUGCCCUAGUUUACUCUGAAACGGGAAGGAAGGGCUUGGAUGUUAUGGUUUGAGCAUGAUUUUCGAGGUCAGGCGUUCUGCGGUAGAUCAG